Sinocyclocheilus grahami is the source of this 586-nucleotide messenger RNA. Its product is annotated as ER membrane protein complex subunit 2-like. Gene Ontology annotation, molecular function: protein binding. The coding region runs from base 66 to 578 and encodes 170 amino acids. The record is from RefSeq and is a predicted model, not a curated record. NCBI's taxonomy places the organism in Eukaryota, Metazoa, Chordata, Actinopteri, Cypriniformes, Cyprinidae. The transcript has 7 exons.
AUGGCGUUAACUGAGACGUCACUGUCAUCCACCAAUCAGCUCACAGGGGGCGGGACUAGGAAAACAUGUCGUCUAUAUCGGAGCUCUACGAUGUUACUUGGGAAGAAAUGCGUGACAAACUCCGUAAGUGGAGAGAAGAGAAUUACAGGAACAGUGAGCAGAUUGUGGAUGUCGGUGAAGAGCUGCUUAAUGAGCACGCAUCUAAACUGGGAGAUGACAUUUGGAUAAUUUACGAGCAGGUGAUGAUUGCAGCGCUGGACUGCAGUCGUGACGAUCUGGCUUGGAGUUGCCUACAGGAGCUGAAGAGGCAGUUUCCAGACAGUCACAGAGUGAAGCGAUUAGCAGGGAUGCGUCUGGAGGCUCUGGAGAGGUAUGAGGAUGCCAAUAAGCUGUAUGAUUCAAUACUACAAGAUGACCCGACUAAUACGGCAGCAAGGAAGCGCAAGAUCUCCAUCCUGCGAGCACAGGGCAAAAGCAGUGAGGCCAUCCGCGAGCUCAACGAAUAUCUGGAGCAGUUUGUGGGAGACCAGGAAGCUUGGCAUGAGCUGUCAGAACUCUACAUCAAUGAGCAUGAGUAAUGAUUUCU